AUGACUUCCUACUCCGCCAUCGGCCCCGAGCCAACAACAGAGGCAGAUCCGAUGACUUCGAGUACCGGGUCGCUGAGAGGCAGACGGAGAGGAAGAGGAAAGCAAGACGUUGGAUUCAAAGGACAGGCGACAUGGAUAUCAAGUGUCAUCAACCUAGCCAACACCAUUCUUGGUGCCGGUCUCCUCGCCAUGCCUUCCGCGCUCUCGAAAAUGGGCAUCUUCCUCGGCAUAUUCGUUAUCGCGUGGGCUGGCACAACAGCAGGCUUCGGCCUCUACCUGCAGACGCGAUGCGCGCGAUACAUUGAUCGCGGACACGUAUCCUUUGCAACACUGUCCCAGAUGACAUAUCCGAACCUGUCCAUCAUCUUCGAUGCCGCUAUCGCUAUCAAGUGCUUCGGCGUGGCAGUCAGCUAUCUUAUCAUCAUCGGCGAUCUGAUGCCGGGAGUUGUUCGCGGAUUCGCACCGGGUGCUGGGGAUAUCACGUUCCUGGUUGACAGGCAGUUCUGGAUCACAGCCUUCAUGCUCAUCGUCAUCCCGCUAUCCUUCCUCCGCCGUCUCGACUCACUCAAAUACACCAGUGUAAUCGCCCUCUUCUCAAUCGCCUACCUCGUCAUACUAGUCGUAGCCCACUUCCUCAAAGGCGACACAAUAGCAGACCGAGGAACUGUCCGUGUCUUCGAAUGGGCCGGCCCCGUCUCCGCCCUCGCAGCCUUCCCCGUCAUUGUCUUCGCCUACACAUGCCAUCAAAAUAUGUUCUCCAUCCUCAACGAGAUCUCCGACAACUCUCACUUCCAGACCACGACCGUCAUAUUUGCCUCCAUUGGCGGCGCGUGCGCUUUGUACAUUCUCACUGGUAUCACAGGCUACCUAUCCUACGGCGACAACAUCCACGGCAACAUUGUAUCCAUGUACCCCACCGCAGCAGCCAGUACCAUCGGCCGUCUCGCUAUCGUUAUCCUCGUUAUGUUCUCGUACCCGCUUCAAAUCCACCCCUGCCGCGCCAGUAUCGACGCAUGUCUAAAGUGGCGUCCAGGCGGCCUCCGCAACAAACAAGCAGAAGCCGGCAGUCCCUCCCGCAACACCCUCAUCAACAACACACCCAAGCCCGGUAUCCCCAAGAGUACAGAAAUGAGCGACCUAAGAUUCGCAGUCAUUUCCACCGUUCUGAUAAUCCUGUCUUUCAUCACUGCCAUGACGGUUUCCAGUCUAGAGAAGGUGUUGGCCUAUGUUGGUAGCACGGGGUCCACAACCAUUUCUUUUAUACUUCCGGGGCUUUUCUACUAUAAGAUUUCCGACCCCGAAUCUUCACAUCACCAACGGCUUGUUAAGGACGAGGACGAUGAAGAUGAGGGAGCGGAAGGUUAUAUUACCAGUGAGGGACACUCGAACCGGGACCUUAGAAGGGGUUUGCUGCGUAACUUGGCGCUUGCUUUGAGCAUUUACGGUGUUGUUGUUAUGGUGACUCUCUCCGCUAAAAGCGCAGCCGCGCUCGACCAAGAACUCAUGUCCUCGGGCGCAUUCUCUAUCGAUCAGUUGAUGGAACUUGCUGGACUAUCAGUAUCACAAGCGGUCUUCAAACUUCAACCUCUCAGCAAAGGCAAGCGCAUCCUCGUAGCAUGCGGUCCUGGAAACAACGGCGGUGAUGGGCUAGUCGCAGCCCGUCAUCUCUUCCACUAUGGCUACCAACCUACAAUCUACUACCCAAAGCAGAGCAAAAAUGAGUUGUACCAGCGCCUCAAGAAACAACUCGAAGACCUCAAGGUACCCUUUACAGAAGACUUCACCGGCGCACUAAAACAAACCGACCACAUCGUCGACGCAAUCUUCGGCUUCAGUUUUUCGGGCGAAGUGCGCGAGCCUUUCCCCAAGGUCAUCGAGGCUUUGGCAUCUACUUCCAUUCCCGUUCUCGCCGUCGAUGCACCGUCAUCUUGGGAUAUCGAGGAAGGCCCGCAAGAUUCUGGGCCUGGCAAGGGCUUCAUGCCACCGGCUCUCAUUAGUUUGACUGCGCCUAAGCCGCUGGUUAAGAAGUUUACUGGGAGGCAUUUCCUUGGUGGGAGGUUCUUGAGCCCGGAGAUGGCGGAUAAGUAUAAUCUUGAUAUCCCAAAGUAUGAGGGUUUGGAUCAGGUUGUUGAGGUGUCAGUUGAGGGCAAGCUUUGA
Alternaria atra is the source of this 2157-nucleotide messenger RNA. RefSeq lists its product as uncharacterized. Lineage: Eukaryota; Fungi; Ascomycota; Dothideomycetes; Pleosporales; Pleosporaceae. Gene Ontology annotation, molecular function: L-lysine transmembrane transporter activity; L-glutamate transmembrane transporter activity; L-tyrosine transmembrane transporter activity. Gene Ontology annotation, cellular component: fungal-type vacuole membrane. The record is from RefSeq and is a predicted model, not a curated record. Gene Ontology annotation, biological process: amino acid transmembrane transport. The transcript is spliced from 7 exons. Bases 1 to 2157 code for a protein of 718 amino acids.